CCCCCCUCCUCCUCCCCCCUCUCCCCCGACCAAUUCGAGGCCCAACGCGCCGCCCAAUUCGCCGCCUUAACGCAUACCCUCUCCUGGACCCUCCUUUUCGCCUGCCCUGCCAUCGCCGCCCUCCCUCCCCGCAAACUCGACAUCUACACCUUCGGCCUCGGCGCCGUGUGGCUGACCUCCGCCUCGCACAUCACGCACCAGCGGACGGGCCAAGGAAUCUGGAAGAAUGUGGCGAGUAAGGUAGGCGCGCCGGGGGAGCUGCCGACGGAGCGGGCGCGGGAGGUGAAGGCGCGGUUGAGGGCGCAGGAGGAGGUGAGGAGGGAGGGGGUGAGGGGGUUGGGGGAAAUGGAUAGAGGGGAGGGAAAGGGGAAGGGGGUGUUGGAGAGGGUGUGGAUGGGGAAGGAAGAGGAGGGGUGGAAGGAGAAGAGGUUGAGGGAGGAGCGGGAGGCGUUGGAUGAGGGGAGGGGGUAUGGGGAUUUGAUUUUGGGGCAGGUUUGGGAGGUGUGGAAUUGGGGGAAGAAUAGAGAAGGGGAGGGGGAGGAUGAGGGGAAGAAGGAU
Molecule: messenger RNA, 558 nt
Organism: Mytilinidion resinicola
Lineage: Eukaryota; Fungi; Ascomycota; Dothideomycetes; Mytilinidiales; Mytilinidiaceae
Exons: 1
Source: RefSeq, a predicted model, not a curated record